AUUAUUAGAACCUCAAUCAGGAUGCUUUUCUAUAUCACAUGUGAGCAUGAAUAAAGUAAGAAAAGGAUUAUAAUAGUCUGCACGGGAUACCUAUAGUUUCAGCUGCUUUCUGAUAAUAUCAUUCAACUACUUUCUAUCAAAUCUUUUCAUUCUUCUUAAGCUUUCAAGUUGAUCUAUUGUUGAGCUGAUGGAUGGAGAAGCUAUGGAUACAAAUUGUCCCAGAAAGCUCGACUUCAAUUUGCCGCUCUUGUCCACUAGACGCCUCGGAGGUUCACCUCGUACAAGUUCUGUCAUCCUUUCACAGCAUUCGAGGAAUGGGAUCCCAUUCUGCUGGGAACAAACGCCUGGAAAACCAAAGAACACCGAGCAAAAUGAUGUCCAUGACGGAGACACGCCUCGUCCGAGGCUCCCGCCGUGCAGAUGGGAACCACCAGAGAAGAAAGGCGCAACUAUAAACAACGAUGAUGUCUACAAUCAUUGUCGGGAUGGUAGUUGCGAUGCAGAUAUUGAUGAUAGUAACGAUGAAGACGCAUAUGAUAUGUUUUCCGACGCGGUAGAAGUGCUAUCAUUAACGGAAGCAAUCGACAUUGUUCAGAAAGCUGAAGACGACGAGCACUCCGGAUUAGAUAGGUUAAAUUUAGAGCGUAUGAACUCUUCCGAUCAUAGCGAUCUUUCAAAUUACAUGAUCGAAAGAUUUCUUCCCGAUGCUACUGCAUUAGCUGCAUCAUCCGUAUUAUAUUCAUCGAAUAACAAUACGAACUAUAAGUUUCCGUAUCUUUGCAAAGAUUACGUCGAGGAAUAUGUUUCGCAAACAGUGGGACGAUCGUAUUCUUCCAAGUCUAUGAAGAAAGGGUGCGGUUUAGAAAUAUUGUUCCCAUGGCGGAUCAAGCACAAGCUAUGCGGAGUUAAGAGCCCUGUCCGGCAAGUCUCGCCGAAUGUGCAAUCAAUUUGUAUUACUACAGCAAAACAACAGAAACAUCAUUCAAAUCGCAGGGAUUCUACUAAUGUAAGUAAGAUUAAGAAAGACAUUUAAUUUGAUAGUAUAUAAAUUUCUAGUAUUCCGUGAUUUUGAUA
Mercurialis annua (annual mercury) is the source of this 1074-nucleotide messenger RNA. RefSeq lists its product as uncharacterized. The record is from RefSeq and is a predicted model, not a curated record. Lineage: Eukaryota; Viridiplantae; Streptophyta; Magnoliopsida; Malpighiales; Euphorbiaceae. The transcript has a single exon. The coding region runs from base 188 to 1033 and encodes 281 amino acids.